Molecule: messenger RNA, 4551 nt
Organism: Chenopodium quinoa (quinoa)
Lineage: Eukaryota; Viridiplantae; Streptophyta; Magnoliopsida; Caryophyllales; Amaranthaceae
Product: multiple organellar RNA editing factor 4, mitochondrial-like
Exons: 5
Coding region: 1396-4149 (917 amino acids)
Biological process (GO): cytidine to uridine editing; mitochondrial mRNA modification
Cellular component (GO): mitochondrion
Source: RefSeq, a predicted model, not a curated record
AAGUUAUGGCCAAAAUACUAAAUCGAGCCCAAACCAGACUUAGGUCCACCUUACCUACGACCCAAUGACUAUGUGAGGGUCUAAAUAAUUUAUUCCCAAUCCUAAACCAAUUAGGACUCUUUUAGAAGUUUCUAGAAGGUUCUAAUUAUCCUUUUCGAAAAGAUAAAGAUCAAAGAGUUUGAAACUGAAUAAAACUUCUCUUUUAAUAAUCCUAAACUGACACUGUCCCACUAUUUCGAUCAUAUCUUAACUUUUACAAUAGACAUAAAUUUGAUUCUAAUUGGGUUGGAAAGUAGACUUCUAGAGCUUCCCAACGAUAUAUUGCUUAUCUAAUUCCGAUUUCCGGAUCAAUAGUUAUGAUAAAAACAAAAACCAUAAAAACUGCAUUCCAUCGCACCGCGCCAGUCCCAUCACAACGCGAUGCACUUCAACGCGCCGUGAUACACUUGUCGCACCGCGACUAAAAGAGUUUUAUUCUGAUUCAAAUUCUGAUCUUUUCUGAUUACUUUGGCCCUCUUUUUUUUCUAUAAAUAGAGGUCGUUUUCCCCGUUUUCAAAUCAGCAACAACGUUCAUCAACCCUUAGCAACAACGCUCACCAUAGACCUUUAGCAAAAAUGUUCAUAAAUUUUAGCUUUAAUGCUCAUUAUAACCCGAAAUUCUUUAAUUCCAAUGUUCUUAGCCUUAGACUAAAUAUAUCUUUGAUACAUCCAAUAUCAGUCACAAUACCUCAUUCACGAGAUUUGUAUACUCCUAGCCAUCCUCGACGUUGCCUUCGACCUCGACAUGAAAGGCUGAUAGUUCUGAGGGUUUGGUCCCAAAUCUAUAUUUCAAUUCAUAUUUGAUUUAUUUACGUUACUAACGUGUGUAUUGAUUUUAUAGCAAGAAGGUCAAGACAUCAAAAUUUUUUUUCCCAAAGUUGAUGAAUAAAGAAGGGGAAAUCGUAAGAAGAAAGAAAAAGAAGAGGAAAAAGCAAGGGGUGGGGCCCAAGUGACGUCAUACAAGAGGCUUUGAUCAAAGAGGUGGUAAUUUUUUAUAUUUUAGAAAACUGUUGGUUGUAAAAAAGAAUACAAAUAAUUGUAGGUGGUAAUUACUAAAACGUAAACUAUAAUAGGUGGUAAUUGUCAAAUUUUCCUUUUUAUUUACAACUAAAAUGUUUAGUUCUAUAACAUUAAAUGUACAUUUUUUUUCUUCAGAUUCAUAGUUUCUUUAUUUUGUUCUUAUAUUAUAAAAGUUCAUUUUUAUAUAAUGCAAAGUUCAAUUACUAAAUCUUCAUUUUUUUUUCAAGUAAAUAUUUAUUUUUAUCGUGAGACAAGCUAAAAAUUUGGGCAUAAUAAACUUCAAAUUCCAAUCUCCAAAACCCAACUACAAUCCCUCUAUUUUCAACUUCCAGGUUUAUGCAGGGUUUUAGCCUUUUAGGGAGGAGAGAGAAACUAGAAUCAACAAUGGCGAUUUACUCUCACAGACGCCUGAUUCUCUCUCUUCGUCAACUAUUUCAUUUCAAUUCCUCUUUUUCUCGUUUCAAUUCAUCCUCUCUUCAUACCUUUAACCUAAAUUUUCGAUCAUCUCCAUUUUCUUCAACCUCGGUACUUCGGAAAUUCCUGUCGUCUUUCAAUUCGUCUCCACUAAUAAACAAAUGGAGCUUCAGAAGUAGCUUUUAUGGCGUUCGAAGCUUCUCCACUCGAUUUUCUGAGUCGUCUUCGAGAAAUAAUGGACCGCCGAAGGAGACGAUUAUGCUCGAAGGUUGCGAUUUUGAGCAUUGGCUUGUUGUUGUGGAAGCUCCUGAUCCUCAGCUCACUCGCGAUGAUAUUAUUGAUGGUUAUAUCAAAACCCUAGCUCAAAUUAUUGGAAGUGAAGAAGAAGCUAGAAUGAAGAUUUAUUCGGUUUCUACACGCCAUUACUUUGCUUUUGGUGCUUUAGUUUCAGAGGAGCUUAGUUAUAAGCUUAAAGAGCUACCAAAUGUUCGAUGGGUUCUCCCAGAUUCCUACAUGGAUGUUAAGAACAAAACCUAUGCUGGCGAGCCUUUCAUCAAUGGACAGCCAGUUCCUUAUGACCCAAAAUAUCAUGCGAUAUGGGUUCAAAACCAUGCAGAAUCCCAGAGAAGUAGAAACAGAAGUUCAAGAAGGCAAAAGGAUCCAAACUCACGAUCAAGACAACCUACAUCUUCAUCGGUAUGUGAUGAUUCGAAUCAAAACUGGAUAUCUACCCCUAAUCAUCUUAUUCCGGCCCUACAGACAUCAACCACGCAAAACCGGACUUCUCAGACUUUAUCUUUAUCAGAUCCUGGUUACUACAAGCAGGGUCAGAUACAUUCUGCUGAUUCUGUAAAUGAAGCUGUUCAAUCCUCUCAAAUGCAGAUCCCUUACCACUUGCGAAACCAGGAUCAGGCUCCUCCAACCUAUACUAAGAAAAAUGCUCCUCCAGCCUAUAAUCAGAAUCAGGGUCCACCAACUUAUUCUCAGAAUUAUACUCCUCCAUCCUGUACUCAGGUACAGCCUCCUCCAACCUACUCUCAAAAUCAAGCUCCUCCAAGCUACUCUCAAAAUCAGGCUCUUCCAAACUACUCUCAAAAUCAAGCUACUCCAACUUAUUCUCAGAAUCAAGCUCCUCCAACCUACUCCCAAAAUCAAGAGCGUCCAAACUAUUCUCAAAAUCAGGCUCCUCUAAGGGAUCUAACCUACUCUCAGAAUCAUGCGCCUCCAACCUAUACUCAAAAUCAAGCGCGUCCAAACUAUCCUCAAAAUCAAGCUUCUCUAACCUACUCUCAGAAUCAGGCUCCUCCAACCUACUCACAGAAUCAAUUGUAUCCAAAUUAUUAUCAAAAUCAAGCUCCUCCAACCUACUCUCUGAGUCAGGCUCCUCCAACAUACUCGCAAAAUCAAGCUCCUCCAACCUACUCUCAGAAUCAGGCUCCCCCAUCCUACUCUCAAAAUCAAUCGCAUCCAAACUCCUCUCAAAAUCAAUCGCAUCCACCCUACUCUCAGAAUCAGGCUCCUCCAACCUGCUUUCAAAAUCAAGCACGUCCAAACGGUUAUCAAAAUCAAGCUCCUCCAACCUACUCUCAGAGUAUGGCUACUCAACCCCCCUUCAUGCAAAAUCACCCAACGCCCUGGACCCCACCUCCUACCUACUCUCAGGAUAUGGCUACUCAGCAUUCAGGUACAAUGGAUCCAAAUUCCCAGGGCUGGGGAAGCCGAAGCCAUAGCUGGGCGCCUCCCGGAGGAUCUGAAAAUCAAACCCACCCUCCACCCACAACCCCAAACAACAAUUUUUCAUAUAAAAAUAUGCCACCUUCAGCUCCUGCAAGUAAUGUUCCAUAUCAAGGCCAGGUCUGGGGACCUUCCUCAAAAUACCAAAGUUGGCCCUCACAGCCCCAAAAUUCAAAUAAUUACUCACACGGCAAUUUUCAACCCUCAGCCCCAGCCAGGGACAUGCCAUCGCACUUGCAAAACACGAACUUCCAUGGAGGAAGCAUGCCAUCUCACGCUCAACAAAAUGAGAACCUUUACAAGGAUAGUCCACUUCAUGCUCAAAGUACCAGUACCUCAAAUGACUAUCCUUCAGAGUCUUUACUACAGCUACAAUACCAGGACAGUCACAGAACUUACAUAGACAUGCAGAGUUCAACGUCAAUGGUAACUCCUCAAAGUACACAAAACUUUCAAAAUGCGAAUGUGGUACCUCCAGCUCUUGCACAGGACAUGACCUCUCACACGUGUAACCCAAAUUCCUCAAGACAGGAUGCUGCAGCUGAAGUUCAGCAGAAUGGUUACUCCAGAAAUAUUCCACAUCAUGCGAAGUAUUCACCAUAUAAUACAUAUGAAAAUCAACAGUACCAGAACAGCACUAGAGAAUUACAACGUUCAAGUGCCACAGAAAUACCUCAGAAUUGGAACCAUCAGAGCAUACCCCCGUCCAUGCAGAACAGCGUCUCCCCUGAUAUGCUGAUGUCUCGUGGAGUUCUGACUCAUCAAAACCAGGAUGAAGAUAUGUCUAGGGUAAACCAGAACAGCAAAUCUCAGCAUAACAUGGGAUCAGCUUCUCAAAAUAAUGAUCACAAUGGUGGAAGGAAAAUGCCUAAUGACACGAGCAUGGACACUGUGCAGACUAGAGACUACCAGGAGCGUGACAAUCCCGCUGAUGAUUAUUGAUGUAGCGAAUCUCAGCAUAACAUGGGAUCUACCAGAACAGCGAAUCUCAGCAUAACAUGGGAUCAGCUUCUCAAAAUAAUGAUCAAAAAGGUAGAAAAAUCUUGGUUGCUCUUGGGUGGACAAGCAGCAUUGACAGAAAUAGAGUAUUGAUGUAAAUUUAUUGUUUAUGAUAUGAAAGUGCUUUUUUUUGUACUUGUAUAAAGGUGAAUUUUCAUUGAGGCUUUACUAAGCUGCCUUAUUCAUCACUCAGCAGUACUAAAUGUAGAUUUUGUUAUUUGUUAAUUCUCACCUUUGAAAUAGGAUAAACACUAAACAGGGGUACGGGGAAAAUUAGAUUAAGAGCAUGAUAUCAGAAAGAAAUAAUAUAGCUAUGCAAUGCCUUCAAGUUGGCUUUUUAAUUUA